AUGUCAUGGGAUGAGACGCUCAAGUUCACGCGGGCCGAUGAGUCCGAGGUGUUCGAGACAUUCGAGGCACUUGUCAAUGGAGAUCUCGCGGUUGAUGAUGCAGUACAAUGGGUCAUAAGCACGACAAUGGACAGGCUGGAAAACUAUGGCCCAGGAGGAACUAUCGAGAAGGCCGAUGCAAUAACUUUCAUAGCUAUUCUUGAGUUGGCUAUGCAAAUCGAGACAACUCAGUAUGGUCCAUUGGUUGAGUUCCUCGGAGCAUUGAAACAGUACAAUGCCGUCGAUUCGUCGACUGGGUUAGUCCUAAAAACACAAGAUGGAAGCAGAGUAUGGUCACAUCUACCGUCUCUGCCUUUCUGGGCUCGCGAAAUAUGGGAUGACCGGGUGACACACAUCUGUGACCCGGAUAUGGAGCCCGAGCAGCAAAUCAGAUGGGCAAAACUCAACGUCUUUCUCGCGCAAGUGACGCAAGCUGCUGAUGUUGAAUACACUUCCCCAUUGCAAGUAUGGAUCAGCGAUGCUAUGGAUCUAUCUCACAUGGGACUCCGUGGACUUCGCCAUGUGUUCGAAGAGGGCAUUCCUUCCGAAAAAUCUGCCUCGACAGCUGGUCUGCUUGGUGUGUGCUACUGGCUAAUUUGUGCCGGUGAUAGACUGUGGGAAAAUGUACUGAACGGCCGCAAAUACAACAAGUAUGAUGGUCGACCGGGAGAAAUAUAUUCAAAUCGCGGUUGGAAGGGCUUUGAACGCGAAAGAUGGGAUAUAUGGGUGCAGGGCCUUCGUGACGCGAAGGCUGCCUGCACAUCUGACCGGGAACUCGUGGAGGACUUGAUAGACCGUGCUCUAUCCAAAAUAACGCGUGUAAUGAAUAAUGAAAUACCAUCCACCUAA
Molecule: messenger RNA, 888 nt
Organism: Penicillium samsonianum
Lineage: Eukaryota; Fungi; Ascomycota; Eurotiomycetes; Eurotiales; Aspergillaceae
Product: DUF3632 domain-containing protein
Exons: 2
Coding region: 1-888 (295 amino acids)
Source: RefSeq, a predicted model, not a curated record